AUGUCGUUCAUAAGAAGAACCAGUAAUGGCUCAACACAGUCCCGAAAAAGUGGUUGUAAGCUUUGGAGACAGCUUAAACAAGUAUUCAGACGGUUCAAGCUGCAAAGAUCUAAAAAUGCUGUUCAUGCUGAAUUUAGACGUCAAGAGAGUCAAAGAGCUGCUCAUGCUAGACGGGUAGAUAUCAUGCGGGCUUGUAUGGAAGAAUAUUGCGCAAAAUAUCAAAACCAGGGCUCCACUCGUCAUCCUGAUGACGUGCUAGAACGAGUGAAUCUUCAUGUUCGCAAUAGAAGACCUGAUAGUGAAGAUACUGUAUAUUUUACAGACGAGGAUGUAACGCCUGAAUUGAAUCAAAACCCAGUGAAAGCGAGAGGUACAGAGCCAUUCAUAAUAAAAACAAGAAGAAAUCCCAGUGACUCUCAAAGUGCUCAGUCUCCUCCAAAUAGAAUUGACACACCUGAUAGCCUUGCAAAUCUUGACCAAGAUACAGACCUUCCUAACCAAAGAAAAAACAGCAAGACUUUGGUCGAAGAUCCAACCACAAAGGAGGUCACUGAUAUGAUUGAUGAACUUAUUCUGGUCGUAGAAGGGUCUGAAAAGCAAUUGGUCGAGGAUCCAGUUACAGAUUUUGUAGCUGUUCAUAAAGCAAGCCAUAUCAGAUCAUCUUUUGAAAGAAAAGGAGGUACCAUGUCUGACCCAUAA
Messenger RNA from Mucor mucedo, 699 nucleotides. RefSeq lists its product as uncharacterized. NCBI's taxonomy places the organism in Eukaryota, Fungi, Mucoromycota, Mucoromycetes, Mucorales, Mucoraceae. The record is from RefSeq and is a predicted model, not a curated record. Bases 1 to 699 code for a protein of 232 amino acids. The transcript has a single exon.